Molecule: messenger RNA, 1667 nt
Organism: Harmonia axyridis
Lineage: Eukaryota; Metazoa; Arthropoda; Insecta; Coleoptera; Coccinellidae
Product: UDP-glycosyltransferase UGT5-like
Exons: 4
Coding region: 82-1647 (521 amino acids)
Molecular function (GO): UDP-glycosyltransferase activity
Source: RefSeq, a predicted model, not a curated record
UUUAUUAUAAUAAGUUUUUAAUCCAUUAGACAGUUAAAACAUGAUUUAUUUUUACCUGCGUUAUUUUGAGCGACUACAGAAAUGUUAUUAAAAAGAAUUGUGGGUUGUAUUUUCUUAUUAUCUCUUUUCGAUCCAAUAACGUGUGCGAAAAUUUUGGGAGUGUUUAUGGGAUUAGGCAGAAAUCAUUAUGCAUUAGGAAAAUCGUUCAUGUUGAAUUUGGUAGAGGCUGGACAUUCUUGCGUACUCAUCAGUAGAUAUUGCGAUGAAAGAAAUAAUGGUAGAAAUUACAGAGAGGUCAACAUUCGUGGUGAUGAGCACAGCGAUACACUUUUCAAAGCUACGAGGGAGGACAAUCAUAAUACACUUUAUGCCAUGCACAGAAUUUAUAAUAAUUCCAAGAGUAUAAUUCCAAAAGUUUUCGGAGAUUCUCAAGUUCAACAACUACUCAAUGAAACCUUCGACUUGGUAAUUAUUGAAGAGGUGUUUGUGGAUGCUCUGAAGGUAUUUGCAUGGCAUUUCAAAGCUCAUCUCAUAGUUUUUCAUCCACAUAGAUCCAACUUUUGGGUCAAUGACAAUAUGGGUAAUCCCUGUUUGCCGGCUUAUAUAUCAGAAUACCCUUCAACCUUCGGAGUCGCUAAGAACUUCAUCGAAAGGGUAGAAAAUGUGAUGCUAUAUGUUCUUCAGGUUGUAUUCAAAGAAUUUGUUUAUCUCAAGGAACAUAGUGAGAUAUCACAAAAAUAUUUUCCUUCUUCUCCUCAGCUAUCAGAUAUAGUUUACAACACCUCUUUAGCCUUUAUGAAUUCUGAUAUCUCCAUUCAUCAAUCUGUACCUACUCUACCUAAUAUGAUAGAUAUUGGAGGUUUUCAUAUAAAAAAUCCCAAGCCUUUGCCUAUUGAUGUUCUCAAAUUCUGCAACAAUUCAACAAAGGGUGUAGUUUUCAUCGAUAUGGAUUUUGUAACUAGUAGUUAUAUGCAUGAAAAUAUUCGUAAUUCGAUGAUGAAUGUGCUUUCUAAAUUACAUUAUAACGUUUUGUGGAUAUGGGAUGAAAUGAAUUUUCCGAAUAAACCAUCAAAUUUAAUGCUUCAAUAUACACUUCCACUGGGAGAUGUGCUAGCUCAUCCAAAUAUCAAGCUCUUCAUCCAUUUGGGGAAUAUGAAAGAUAUUAUAGAAAGUGUAUUCUAUGGCGUUCCCCAAUUAUUAAUUCCAGUUUUAGAUGAUCAAUUAUAUGAUACAGCUCAAGCCCAAUACUAUGGAUAUGCCAAACUAUUGCCUUAUUCGAAACUGAAUGAAAAGAGUUUUCACUCAGCUGUAGAAGAGAUUUUGAAUAAUACCAAAUACACUGAGGAAAGUCAGAGGAGAUCAAAGAUUCUCAAGGAAAAACCAAUUUCAUCAAAGAAAAUAGUAGCAUUUUGGAUUGACAAUGUUCUAAGGACAAAUGGAGCUUCUUAUAUGAGAGCAAGUUCCCUCGAUUAUCCCUGGUAUCAGUUAUAUUUGAUUGAUGUUUUGGGAAUGUUUUUUGGAAUUAUAUUGAUAGUAAUUCUCUUGUUGAAGAUGGUUAUAAACUUCAUCUGCAGAAUUUGUUGCAGGUGUAAAAGAAAAAAAGAUGUAAAUAGAAGUGCUUAUUCUUUAACAAGUAUAGCAGAAUAAAAAAUUGUGUUUUCUUAAGA